Molecule: messenger RNA, 1370 nt
Organism: Ostrea edulis (European flat oyster)
Lineage: Eukaryota; Metazoa; Mollusca; Bivalvia; Ostreida; Ostreidae
Product: THO complex subunit 3-like
Exons: 6
Coding region: 28-999 (323 amino acids)
Biological process (GO): mRNA export from nucleus
Cellular component (GO): THO complex part of transcription export complex
Molecular function (GO): protein binding
Source: RefSeq, a predicted model, not a curated record
AAGGUUUGAAAAUUAUAAUUUUCAAAGAUGGCGUCUUACAUUGAAACCAUGCGAAAACACUUUCAGCAAAACAAGCGAAUACGGGAGCACACUGCCCAUGACUCCAAAGUGCACUCCGUGGCGUGGAGCUGUGAUGGUCGGCGUCUGGCUUCUGGGUCUUUUGACAAAACAGUCAGCGUCUUUCAACUGGAUAACGACAGAGACCGAAUGGUGAAGGACUGCACAUUCCGCGGACAUAGCGACAGCGUAGAUCAGCUCUGUUGGCAUCCGAAGAAUCCGGAUCAGCUGGUUACAGCCAGUGGAGACAAAACAAUACGAAUAUGGGAUGCCAGGACUAACCGAUCUGUGGCGACGGUGAAUACUAAAGGUGAAAACAUAAACAUUUGUUGGUCACCAGAUGGCAGCACUAUAGCAGUAGGGAACAAAGAUGACCUCAUCACAUUUAUAGAUGUCAGGAGUCAUAGGUCAAAGGCAGAGGAGCAGUUCAAAUUUGAGGUCAAUGAAAUUUCCUGGAACAAUGAUGGGGAUCUCUUUUUUCUGACCAGUGGUCAAGGCAGCAUCAAUAUCCUGAGUUACCCAGACCUGAAGCUCCAGCACAGCCUGAAUGCUCACCCUGCCAACUGUAUCUGUAUCGAAUUUGACCCUAAGGGGAAGUACUUUGCUACUGGUAGUGCCGAUGCCUUAGUCAGCAUCUGGGAUGUGGCAGAAUUAGCCUGCAUCAGAACCCUCUCCAGGUUGGAGUGGCCAGUUAGAACGUUAAGUUUCAGUCAUGAUGGUAGAAUGCUAGCAUCUGCCUCUGAAGAUCUCAUCAUAGACAUUGCAGAAGUGGAUUCAGGGGAGAAGAUCACGGAGAUUACAUGUGAAGCACCCACCUUCACCGUAGCUUGGCAUCCCAAGCGCCCUCUGCUGGCCUACGCAUGCGAUGACAGGGACACUUACGACAGAAAUCGUGAUGCAGGAACUAUCAAGGUGUUUGGAUUCCCCAGUGAUAAUUCAUGAGAUCCAAUUAUAACGCAGGAGUAACUUUGAUAUUGUAUUGGAGGUGUAUCGAUCAGAAACGGCUGAUGCUAUCAAAUAGCAGCAGACGAUUUGCCAUGCCCAGUGUGUGACGCAUUUACAAUACUGCUAGUGUUGUGGACUAGUUUGAGGGAUUAGCAGGCAGUAAUUGUACUUGUUGACUUGUAUGAUGUUUGUAGAAUAUUGAUUUGCGAUGUCUUAUUCAUAAAAGUGAAACUUCGUAUUUCAUUACAGGAUGUAAAUUCCUUGUUUGUUAAGUAAAGUUUUACAAUGCAACAAUGUUUGAAUGAAUGAAAUUCAGUUGUUUGUUUUUAAUGUUCAUUUUACAUGCACAGGUAAAUUCGUUAAGCUUU